AUGUUGCAUAGUUUAGGGACAGCCAUGGAUCGCCUGCUGCAGACUAUGGACAGAUGGGAGAGAGGAGGUCUCCCGGUAAAUCAGAACCCAGCACCAACACCCGCACCUCUACCUACACCACCAUCCAUCCCUCCACCGGUCGGAACCAGUGGAAUUCGGCUCUCGCUCCCGGGAGCGUAUGACGGAACAGCAGCCGGGUGUCAGGGUUUCCUCCUACAGCUGGAGCUAUACCUGGCAUCUGUUCAUCCGUCCCCGUCGGGACACGAGAGGGAUGCUCUGCUGGAUGUGUCGGCCUGCUGGGGGUAUGAGAAGAACUGUGGCCCAGAGAACUGCUUUGGCUAUCCUGUCUGCACCAGGGUUGACCCCGGAUGGGCCAGCUCAUUGGAGGCAGCCCAGGAGCUGUUCUGGAAACAGGCAGACUUUGGUUACGUCACGGAGCCCACAUUACGUCACGAAUUACGUAAAACAUUACGUCACGAAUGGGUUAACAUGUACCAUCAUUUCUGUGACUUUGUCAACCUGUACAUCUCCCAGCACAUCAACAACUCCUUCAGCAGAGACAUCAAAAUCCUCAUGUGGGACACACACAUCAACAACUCCUUCAGCAGAGACAUCAAAAUCCUCAUGUGGGACACAAGUUCUUAUGGAUAUGGGGAUCUGUUCAGUGAGACCUGGAAGGCUUUCUCUGACUAUGACAUCAUCCAUCUGAAAACUUUUGACACUAAAAGGAUAUCUGACUGCCACAGUGAAGGGAUGUUCAGGGCCUUCUCCCAGUAUGUUCUAUAUCGACUCAACAUUCCACAGGAUGGGCCCAAGGAGGGGAGGAUUCGUGUCACGUUGUUAGCACGCAGCACAGACUAUCGUAAGAUAUUAAACCAGCAGGAGCUCACAAAUGCCCUGAAGACAGUGCCUUUACUCCAGGUCAAAGUGGUGGAUUACAAAUACAAGGACGUCCCGUUCCUGGAACAACUCAGUAUUACCCACAACUCUGACAUCUUCAUCGGGAUUCAUGGGGCGGGACUUACUCACCUGCUCUUCCUCCCUGAUUGGGCCGUCAUCUUUGAACUAUAUAACUGUCAGGAUGAGAGCUGCUAUCGAGAUCUGGCUCGGCUGCGGGGGAUCCGAUAUGCGACUUGGCAAAAAAGGGACAAAGUGCUCCCAGAGGAUAAGGGUCACCAUCCCACCCUGGGGGAGCAUCCUAAAUUCACCAACUACUCCUUUGAUGUGGAGGAGUUCAUGCGUCUGGUGCUGAAAGCAGCAGGCUACGUCCUGGACCACCCCGAGUGGAAGCCCCGGCCCAGCCGUGAUGAACUGUAGGCCCCCAGCAGCAGAAGGAACAGGACAGUCGGGUGAAGUCAAACCCCUGGACUCAAACACAGCCAUCUUAGAAAUCUAAAAGUACAUUUGAACACUUAAGACGUUGUAUAUUAUCAAGGUUAAAUUUAAGUUUACAACAUCGCUUUUCAGCUAUUUAUUACCUGCCAACACAGCCCAGGGUACAUCUCAAUAGAGAUACUAAAGACCAAUCAAAUGGCCUUGGCAAACCUUAUGAGUGCCUGCUACCAUUGUCCUUGCUAGAGAAAAGUAUAUACUCCUUACAACAAUUGCCAAAUUUGUAUUACAUGCUGCCACUGGUGUGGUUGCCAGAAAGAACAUUUGUUUCAUUUCUCAACAAUGUGCUAUUUUCUGCAUUUUCUGAUAAAGUUGUGUGUGACAGGCAGGGAUGUAACUUUCAGCAUGUUGUGUAUGCACCAGUUUGAACAACACUUCAGAAUGGUCUUUGCAGGUAUUUUGUAGUCCCUAUCGCACACAAACUAUCGAAUUAAUCUAAAGCUCAAUGUUUUAUUUAUGAGAAAGGGAGUCAGACCUUUUGGUCGAUGUUUUGCAAAGACUUGUAAAGUCAUUUUAUAUUUCAAGGCCAUGGAAACAUUUUGAAAUAAAUAUUUUCAAAAGAACUGACACAUCUCUUUUCGUGUGCAAUUUAACCCUAAAAGUGGCAACAUAUUUUUUUGAUGACCAAAUUGGUAAUGAUUGCAA
Messenger RNA from Salvelinus sp. IW2-2015, 2037 nucleotides. Lineage: Eukaryota; Metazoa; Chordata; Actinopteri; Salmoniformes; Salmonidae. The record is from RefSeq and is a predicted model, not a curated record.